Molecule: messenger RNA, 1188 nt
Organism: Thlaspi arvense
Lineage: Eukaryota; Viridiplantae; Streptophyta; Magnoliopsida; Brassicales; Brassicaceae
Source: the annotation of a GenBank genome assembly
ACAAAAGUAUUGGUUAAGUUACUUGUGGAUGGAAUUAAGCGUGGAUGGCGUGAUUUUUGUGGUUUGAUUACCAAGUUAACCGUGGAAAAUAAAAUACUACCAGUCCUCAUUGAAAGACUUGGAUGCCAAAAAACAUAUACACAAUAUCAAAACAGAAUAAAGUACUUGAAAGUCCAAUACCAAAGUUAUUUGGAUCUUCAACUUAACAACUCUGGGUUCGGAUGGGAUUCUGAGACAAAAAAGUGUACAGCUUUUGAAGAAGUAUAUAUGCGUUACGACUCCCAUAAUAUGUUUGAAGAUCUUCAAACUGUAUUUGAUGGUGCAACCGCCAAUGGUAGUAAGUCAGUUGGAUUGGGUGAUACUACUGAUGCACCCACUUGCAGAGUUGGUGAUGACCAAGUGAAAGAAACCUUGGUUUUUUGCGAGAGUGGCGAUGAUGGUAAUGAUGCAUCACCUAUUUUAGACAAAAAUCUAAAAGGUCAUGUCGAGAAAUUUAGCCCAAGAAAGAGAUUUAGAACUGAAGCAUGCAACAAUUUAAAGGAGCUGAAGAGUGAUACAAUGAUUCUGUGGUCACAAUCCUUAGUAUCAUACAACAAAGAGAAGAAAGACAACAAAAGGAAGCUGAGCAAAGAGAAGCUGAGAAAAAGGAAAACGCUAUCUAUCUUCGUCAUGUUUAUCCUGAAAAAUGCUCGUGAAGAAGAAGCAAUCCAAAUAGAAGAUGGUGAAUCAGAUUUGGACAUUAUGCUAUUAAUGUUGGAAAAUAUAGCUAGAGCUACUGUGAAAGAUGCCAAUCGUAUUGAACGCCCCCAUCGUCGACCGAUUACUAACAUUGGCUAUGCUUACAUUCAAAGGACUCUCAAGGAGGAACCUGAACACUUUCGAUCGUUAUAUCGUAUGUAUCCAACAUUUUUUGAGAAGCUAUGUGAUCUUAUUAGAACAAAGACAGCUCUACAAGACACCCGCAACAUAUGUGUUGAAGAAAUGGUGGCUACGUUUCUUCUCACCAUUGGUCAAAGUUCAAAAUAUUGUUAUACAAUAGACACAUUUAAGAGAUCGGUAUUUGCGACUAGCAAGAAUUUUCAUAAGGUUCUAAAAGCUUUAAAUACAUUGGUGCCAGAUUUAAUGGCGCGACCUGGAGUCAGAACAUAUGCAAAGUUAAGAGAAAGCACAAUAUUUUAUCCCUAUUUU